Humulus lupulus (European hop) is the source of this 816-nucleotide messenger RNA. RefSeq lists its product as uncharacterized. The transcript has 3 exons. NCBI's taxonomy places the organism in Eukaryota, Viridiplantae, Streptophyta, Magnoliopsida, Rosales, Cannabaceae. The record is from RefSeq and is a predicted model, not a curated record. Bases 1 to 816 code for a protein of 271 amino acids.
AUGGCAAAGGGAGCUAGGAAUGUGGGGAAAGCUAAAGCAAAGGGCAAAGUCAGGAAAUCUAGACCUUCGUCUUCUGAUAGGAUUAUCAAAACACGAUCGAUGGAUGCAAUUUUGGGGGAUGUGGAUUUAGGUAAGGAUGCUUCUCCUCCGAUAUUACGAUCUCUCCAUUCUCAGAAGCUACUGGCUAGUUCGUGUGGAGAUCAAUCAACUAGACUCGAGUCUCAUCUGACCCAGGAGAAGAAAUCUGGAAUCAAAAUUGAACCCGAGGAUAUAGUUGAGGAGAUUAGCUACAUGAAAACUUCAAUUAUUUGUUAUGUAGUUGGAUCUGAUCCUCCAAUCAGUGUUCUGGAUGGUUUUGUGAGGCGUUUAUGGAAAGAUAAUUUGGAUAAGGUAGGACUACUUUCUCAUGGAUUCUUGGUGGUGGAUAUUUGUUCUUUGGGAAAAAAACCUCUGGUUAUGAAACCAUGGAAUUCAGUGGAUGAUUUCUCUAAAGAGGAUAUUACUUCAGUACCUACUUGGGUCCAAUUUGGAGGUUUAGAUAUCAAGUAUUGGGGUGAACGGUCACUCUUUAGGAUUGUGGGGCAGAUAAGGAGACCAAUUCAAGUUGAUAACAUUACAAAACAUAGGGAUAGGCUUUGUUACCCUAGAAUCCUGAUUGAGGUUAGUAUGGAUCAGGAUUUUCCAGCUAGAAUUGGGUUCAUGAAUGAAUUUGAUCAGGAAAUUGAACUUCAAGUGCAGUAUGAAUGGGUUCCCAUUGUAUGUCAACAUUGUUCUGGUUUUGGACAUGAGACUCAGUUAUGCAGGAAGAAACAAUAG